This is a messenger RNA of Paralichthys olivaceus (Japanese flounder), 1357 nucleotides long. RefSeq names its product phosphatidylinositol glycan anchor biosynthesis, class H (gene pigh). The record is from RefSeq and is a predicted model, not a curated record. Gene Ontology annotation, biological process: GPI anchor biosynthetic process. Lineage: Eukaryota; Metazoa; Chordata; Actinopteri; Pleuronectiformes; Paralichthyidae. Gene Ontology annotation, cellular component: glycosylphosphatidylinositol-N-acetylglucosaminyltransferase (GPI-GnT) complex.
GAAUAUGUGCAGUUCGGUUGUAGAUUAGUUUAUUGUGUGAUUUCACAUGUUUGUCGUGAAAAACGCGAAUCGCAACUUGUUAUUUAUUCAACAGGAUUGAACUGUAUUCAACCGGGCAGCCCCGUGUGUUAAAACCAGCGCAGCUAACGUGGAGGUUGUCUUGUGUUGGUUUUCUCACGGAUGUGUUUGGACCUGUGCGGUGAACACCUGCUUCUAUCUCCCAUUGUUGUUGUUUAGUAUUUUGCAGUGUAUUUACCGGGCACACACGUGUCUCCUCUGGUGCUGUCGUUAGGAAAACAUCUCUGUCUGACCUCGCCUCGCCUCUGACCUUUCAGCAGGGAGCUAACGUUAGCUUAGCGUCAACCUGUUAGCCUAGCAAACCGUGUCCCAGACUUCACCGCAGCGUUCCUCCUCCUGCUCUCCCUUGUGCCUCUUUGCGUUCACAAUGGACGAUGAUGUCUUCACCGACAUCAGUGGGAAACCCAUAUCCCUGGACUGCCAGACCCACUCCAGCUUCUGCCGGGAGUUCACCGUCAGCUCCCCCAAAGUGUCCAUCGGGAAAGUGGUGGUGUACACCUGCUCCGUGUGGGUUAUAGCAUACAUCGUGUUCUUCUUCACAGAGAACACUGCUGUUCUGUCCAGUGCGAUACUCAUCACCCUGGUGGGUAUGAUGCUUCACAUCCACUUAGUGAAGGUGGACCACGAGUCUCUGCUCGUCAUCGGGUCCUUAGGGAUUCAGGUAACGUCAAACUACGCCUCUGGUCGCGAAACCACCACUUUCAUUGAGAAGAACAAAAUCAAGGAUAUCGUCAUCAAUGAAGCAAUUUACAUGCAUCAAAUCAUCUACUACCUUUGUGUACUGUUGAAGGACCCAUCAGAACCUAAUGCAGUGUCCAGCGUUGUGCCUCUGUUUCAGAGUUCAAAGCCUCGGCUGAACUGCCUGGUGAAGGUUUACAGAAGCUGUCAGGAAAUUCUUUCGAAAUGCUGAUGACACCCAAGGUGUACAAUAGGAGUGUUACUGGCUGCACAGCAUGCUUCUAAUGUUUCUUUACUCUAGUCAUUUUAUUUUCAGUGGACAAAAGCAGAAAAUGUAUGAGCAUUAUUUAGUUUCUAGGUUUAUAUUAAUUUAAUUUCAUGUACAGUGUAAUUUUUCUUUGUAUUGUCGUAAUCAUUUUAUAUUGUACUUAACUGUGUAGUUACUUGAAUAACUUAUGCAAACAUAGCACUAGUCUAACUAAACCUAAAGAGCCACACUUUUUAACCAGACUGUAUUAAAAGAAAUUCUAUUUAACAAUUUUCCUUUGUCACCCUAUUGUCAAACUGUAUAUUUUGAUAAUAAUAUAUUUGAUUAAUCCAA